Closterium sp. Naga37s-1 is the source of this 2214-nucleotide messenger RNA. Lineage: Eukaryota; Viridiplantae; Streptophyta; Zygnematophyceae; Desmidiales; Closteriaceae. The record is from the annotation of a GenBank genome assembly.
AUGCUUCUGUCGCUUAUCCCCUCCUUCCCUUGCUUCUGUCGCUUAUCCCCUCCUUCCCUUGCUUCUGUCGCUUAUCCCCUCCUUCCCUUGCUUCUGUCGCUUAUCCCCUCCUUCCCUUGCUUCUGUCGCUUAUCCCCUCCUUCCCUUGCUUCUGUCGCUUAUCCCCUUCUUCCAUUGCUUCUGUCGCUUAUCCCCUCCUUCCCUUGCUUCUGUCGCUUAUCCCCUCCUUCCCUUGCUUCUGUCGCUUAUCCCCUCCUUCCCUUGCUUCUGUCGCUUAUCCCCUCCUUCCCUUGCUGCUGCCGCUUAUCCCCUCCUUCCCUUGCUUCUGUCGCUUAUCCCCUUCUUCCAUUGCUUCGGUCGCUUAUCCCCUCCUUCCCUUGCUUCUGUCGCUUAUCCCCUCCUUCCCUUGCUUCUGUCGCUUAUCCCCUCCUUCCCUUGCUUCUGCCGCUUAUCCCCUCCUUCCCUUGCUUCUGUCGCUUAUCCCCUCCUUCCCUUGCUUCUGUCGCUUAUCCCCUCCUUCCCUUGCUUCUGUCGCUUAUCCCCUCCUUCCCUUGCUGCUGCCGCUUAUCCCCUCCUUCCCUUGCUUCUGUCGCUUAUCCCCUUCUUCCAUUGCAUCUGUCGCUUAUCCCCUCCUUCCCUUGCUUCUGUCGCUUAUCCCCUCCUUCCCUUGCUUCUGCCGCUUAUCCCCUCCUUCCCUUGCUUCUGUCGCUUAUCCCCUCCUUCCCUUGCUGCUGCCGCUUAUCCCCUCCUUCCCUUGCUUCUGUCGCUUAUCCCCUUCUUCCAUUGCAUCUGUCGCUUAUCCCCUCCUUCCCUUGCUUCUGUCGCUUAUCCCCUCCUUCCCUUGCUUCUGCCGCUUAUCCCCUCCUUCCCUUGCUUCUGUCGCUUAUCCCCUCCUUCCCUUGCUUCUGUCGCUUAUCCCCUCCUUCCCUUGCUGCUGCCGCUUAUCCCCUCCUUCCCCUGCCACUGGCCAUCUCCCUCCCCUGCUCUUUCCACACCUCACUGUGCAGACUCACGCCUUGCAUUGGGCUCGCCCCAUCAGCCAUGGCUCGGAUGACUGCAGUGGCCAUGCUGCUGCCAGGGCUGCUGGUCGGUGUCGCCAUUCCCGCUGCCACGUGUCAGAAUGCCACGUGCCUAUCUCCCACUCGUGCUGAUUUCUUUCUCACCUCUCCACAGCAUGGCCACACUCUCAACGUGCCCCUUCACUCCCUCCACACCCAGAGCAUGAGUGCAUCAGCAGGGCUUGGCUGUGACGGCUGGGCUGAUGAAGCUGAAGAGUGCAACCAAGUGCCUCCUGGUAUGCCAUACGCUCUGCUCCCCACCACUGUGGCGUUUGCCUGUCUGCGAAUCGUUUCUUCUCGAGGCGAUCUCCGCUCUAUUUCAUGCCUCCACUCACUCCUCGUUUACAUGUGGCUGUGCAUUCCUAACCCAUCUCGCAUCCUCCUCAUCUUUCUUCCCCUCUCCUUCACUCCCUUCACCACUCGUUCCUUCCCUUCCUUUCCCCCCUUCACCACUCGUCUCUCCUUCCUUCCCUUCGUCGCCCUCAUCAUGCUGCAGACACGCGGUAUCUUCCCUCUGCUGCACAGCCCCAUGAAUCAUGCUCAUUUUGGGUUGCAGAGAGUGCGGGAAGCUGCUGGGACUGCCAUAGCGAGUAUGGUUGGAAUGCGCGAGUUGAUAGAGGCGAUGGAGAUGAGAAUGAGGGCUCUUGACGUGCAGCUGGAAGAGACAAAGAGGGAGUUGGCUGAACACAAGAGAGCGAUCACAAGGCAAGCAAAGGAGGUGAGAGCAACCAAAAAGGGGUUGGCAGAACAGAAGAACUCGUUGACAGGGCAAGCAGAGGAAUUGGCGGCAGCCAAGGUGGCAUUGGCUGCACACGAUAACGCGUUGACAGUACAUGCAGAGGAGCUGGCAGCGGUUAAGGGAGAAUUAGCAGCCGCCAACAGGAAGUUUGCUGUAGGAAAAAGGAAGUUGGCAGCACAAAAGACUGUAAUGACAGGGCAAGCAGAGAAGUUGGCAGCAGCAAAGGGGGAGGUGGCAGCAGCAAAGGGGGAGGUGGCAGCAGCAGAGGGGGAGGUGGCAGCAGUGAAAGAAGAGGUGGAAGCAGUGAAAGAAGAGGUCGCUGAGCAAACCAGCCGUCUGCUGAAGAUUGAAGCUGCCCUGGAGGAAGCUGUACUCGCCCUUGUACGAGGCAACUGGGGCAGCACACAAGUGUUGGAU